AUGGCUACUGUUGAAGAAAAGUUUGUUCACUACCUUCAGAAGGUCGAAAAGACGGAGAAGGAAAUAGAGCGUCUUCAAGGUGAACUGGCAGCGUUGUCCAAUCCAGAACAGCUCAGCACUGCAUCCGAGGAGCUUGAGAAGUUUAGAUCUGAAAAUCAGAAACUGAAAUUUCAGUUAAACCAUCUUAAACGGUACCUAGCUGAGGAGCAGAAGCGUGUCCGGGAUUGUGCCUUGGAUGUCCGUGGUGUUAUUGAAGACAUCUUUGCUCUGGCCAUCCAUGAUGCCUUCCCGGAGAUUGCCAACCCUAGCAUCCUUGUGGUGCCUUCUGCCAAAUUUGCUGACUAUCAGUGCAACAGUUCUAUGUCAAUUGCUCAGCAAUUGGGAUCUAUACAAGGAACAAAAGUAAACCCACGGGAGAUUGCACAGACCAUAAUCAACAAUCUGCCAAAGACAUCAUUCUUUGAGAAGAUUGAGAUAGCUGGACCAGGGUUCAUCAAUAUAUCCCUGGCAAAGGAAUUUGUAGCUAAAGAGCUGAAGUUUCUGUUAACCAAAGGGGUUAAGCCACCUCAUGUUGAGAAGAAGAAAGUGUUAAUUGAUUAUUCAUCUCCUAACAUUGCCAAGGAGAUGCAUGUUGGUCACUUACGAUCAACAAUCAUUGGUGACAGCUUGGGCAAUCUGAUGGAGUGGGUGGGGCAUGAUGUUGUGCGUGUGAACCACCUUGGCGACUGGGGAACACAGUUUGGGAUGCUGAUAGCCCAUUUGAUUGAGAAGUAUCCCAACUUAUUAGAAGAGAGACCCCCAAUUGAAGAUUUGCAUGCCUUUUAUAAAGAAUCAAAACAGCGUUUUGACACUGAUGAAGAGUUUAAGCGCAAGGCUUACGAUUGUGUGGUGAAGCUUCAAUCCAAGGAUCCAUUCCAUUAUCAAGCCUGGAAAAUUAUUUAUGAUAUUUCUAUGGAAGUCAACAAUGCUCUGUACCGCAGACUUGACAUCUCACCCAAACUACAGGAGAGAGGAGAAUCCUUUUACCAGGAAAGAAUGGAGAAAGUUGUGAAAGAGCUGGCUGCUAUGGGAGCCACAAAGGUUGAGAAUGGAUGUACAGUGAUGUUUGUACCAGGCUUUGAGGUGCCUCUAAUGGUUACUAAAUCUGAUGGAGGGUUCACUUAUGACACCUCUGACAUCGCCUGCAUAAAGCAACGUUUGUUUGAGGAGAAUGCUGACUGGAUAAUCUAUGUAGUGGAUGCAGGUCAGAGCACACACCUGCAAUCAAUCUAUGCUGCUGCAGACAAGCUAGGUUGGGUUGACAAAGCAAAACAUCGAAUUGACCAUGUUGCCUUCGGUGUAGUUCUAGGAGAAGACAAGAAGAAGUACAAAUCUCGAUCAGGAGAUACAGUGAAGCUGCGGGAUCUGCUGGACGAGGGAAUCAAGCGAGUGGAGGCCCGCAUGAAGGAAACAGGAAGAGAUCAGGAGUUAACAGCAGAGGAAGUGCAGAAAGUGAAGGAGUCUGUAGCAUAUGGAUGCAUUAAAUAUGCUGACCUAUCACACAACAGAACUCAUGACUAUGUAUUCUCCUUUGACAAGAUGCUGGAUGACAGAGGCAAUACAGCUGCUUACUUGCUGUAUGCAAAUACAAGAAUCAGGUCCAUUGCAAGAAGUGCCAAUGUCAGCCCAGAGGAACUGGCUGAAGCUGCCAAGACAACUCUGGUGGAUUUGGACCACCCUGCAGAGUGGAAGCUUGCCAAGUGUAUCCUCAGAUUCACAGAAGUAGUGACCAAGGUACUGGACGACUUGCUGCUGCAUACUCUAUGUGACUACCUGUAUGAACUGACCACAACAUUCACUGAGUUCUAUGACAAGUGUUAUUGUAUUGAGAAGGACAGAACCACAGGUCAGAUUGUGCGGGUCAACAUGAGCAGAUUGCUGAUGUGUGAAGCUACAGCUUUAGUGAUUGCUACCUGUUUCAACAUCCUGGGCAUCAAACCCUUGGACAAGAUGUAA
Candidula unifasciata is the source of this 1995-nucleotide messenger RNA. NCBI's taxonomy places the organism in Eukaryota, Metazoa, Mollusca, Gastropoda, Stylommatophora, Geomitridae. The record is from the annotation of a GenBank genome assembly.